Molecule: messenger RNA, 1636 nt
Organism: Etheostoma cragini (Arkansas darter)
Lineage: Eukaryota; Metazoa; Chordata; Actinopteri; Perciformes; Percidae
Product: serine/threonine-protein kinase SBK1-like
Exons: 4
Coding region: 272-1456 (394 amino acids)
Biological process (GO): peptidyl-serine phosphorylation; peptidyl-threonine phosphorylation
Molecular function (GO): ATP binding; protein serine/threonine kinase activity
Source: RefSeq, a predicted model, not a curated record
UUGGGCGGGGCCUGUCUGCAGGAGUGCGGAGACAAUAGAGAGGCAGAGAGAGCGGCUCCAGGGUGAACCAGCGGCGGUGCAGACCAGCGCAGGGUCCUGCUUCGUUCCAACACCGUGAAGAAGAAAAAAACAACAAGGAUCUGUUUCCUCUUCUAGUUGACCAGUCAAGUGUCUGGAUGGAUUGACAGAUACUGCAUGCAGCACAUUUUGAAAGGAACAUCCGUCGCCAGACCAGACCAGACCCCCGGCUCCGGCCCGUCCCUCCACAACAAUGAACUCCUCGCCCCACGGCUCCCGCGCCUCCAUCGACAUCCUGGAGGAACUCCAGCUGAUUGCUGCACAGAACCUGGAAAAACUGGACAUCAACAAAUACUAUGAAGUUGUCUGUGAGCUGGGGAAGGGCACGUAUGGCAAAGUGGACUUGGUCAUCCACAAAAUCCGUGGCACAAAAAUGGCACUGAAGUUUCUGAGGAAGAAGACCACCAAGCUGAAGAGCUUCCUGAGAGAGUACAGCAUCUCCCUCUACCUGUCGCCCUGCCCCUUCAUCAUCAACAUGUACGGCAUUGCCUUUGAAACAGACGAGUACUACAUCUUUGCUCAGGAGUACGCUCUGGCAGGGGAUCUGUUCGACAUCAUCCCUCCACAGGUGGGACUCCCUGAGGCAUUGGCCAAGCGCUGCGUCCACCAGGUGGCCAUCGCCCUGGACUACCUGCACUGUAAGAAGCUGGUCCACAGAGACAUCAAACCCGAGAACAUCCUCAUUUUUGACAAAGAGUGCCGGAAGGUCAAGCUCUCAGACUUUGGCAUGACACGGCGCGCCGGCUCUCCAGUGAAGCGGGUGAGCGGCACGAUCCCGUACACGGCGCCUGAGCUGUGCGACACCACGCGACAGGAGGGCUUUUGCGUGGACUACAGCACGGACGUGUGGGCGUUUGGCGUGCUGCUCUUCUGUAUGCUUACAGGAAACUUCCCCUGGGAGAAGGCCAUGCCGAACGACACCUUCUAUGAGGAGUUUGUGCGCUGGCAGCGACGCCGGACGGGCACGGUGCCGUCCCAGUGGCGCCGCUUCACUGACGAGGGCCUACGAAUGUUUCGCAGGCUCCUCUCCAUCGAGCAAGAGCGCCGCUGCUCCGUCAAAGAAGUCUUCAGCUACUUUAACCAGUGCUGGAUGUUGGACACCGAGAACGGGAACAGCAGCAGCUUGGCGAGCAGUGCGCCUCCUCUGGACAUCUGCUCGUCUUCAUCUGAAGAGGACGUAUUAGUGGACAGACUGAAGCAGCAGAGCUUAUCGCCUGCUUGUGUGGUGGCGAAGGGGAGCGUCAUGAUGGACACCCACUACUCCUCCAUGUCAACGAACAGCUCACCAUCAUCCACCGGCAGCUACGAGCGCGUCAACAGGGAAAACAACGAAAGAGGACGCAUCCUGGUGGCAACGCCUAUUGAGAUCUGCGUGUAGAGACGGCUGACGCUGCGUUUCAGGCUGCUUGGGGGGGCGUGCUUAGUUUCCCUGCGGAUUUACUCAUUUCUGAUGAAGACGAGCUCUGACGAAAUGAGCAGGGAGACGAUCACAAGCCUCCUGUUUGUGAUUUAUACUUGGAAGACCUGUGAAGAGAUAUAAGCUAAAGGGUGAAGAAAG